Meira miltonrushii is the source of this 495-nucleotide messenger RNA. RefSeq lists its product as uncharacterized. The record is from RefSeq and is a predicted model, not a curated record. NCBI's taxonomy places the organism in Eukaryota, Fungi, Basidiomycota, Exobasidiomycetes, Exobasidiales, Brachybasidiaceae. The transcript has a single exon. The coding region runs from base 1 to 495 and encodes 164 amino acids.
AUGCUUGUCUUUCGUUCCUUGGCAGUGAUCUGCUUUACGACUUUGUUUUUGAUGAUGACAAGUACAAAUGCUGCUAGUUUGGCUACUCCAUUGGACCGUCGUACAUCAUUGAAAGAGAUUGAAAAAGGCGGUUUAGUAAACGUAACGAUUUCCAUUCCAGAAUUCAUUCAUGAAUUUGAAAAGCUGAAUGAAUCUCAACAAAAACAAGUUUUGGAAUUUUUCACGUACAACACAAAACCUUUUGGAUUUUCAUGGAAAGAAUGUUUUCCUUAUUUUUCACCUUGGUUCCGUUUGCCUGGUUGUCCACCACCACCACCUGAAGGUUGUCCAAAACCACCUCAAGGCUGUCGACCACCUCCACCACAAUGGUAUUGCCCAAAGCACAAGAAGCCGGAAAGUGCAAAACAUUGUCCAAAACCACCACCCAAGCCACCGAUUUGCAAACCAUGGCAAAAAGGCUUUUAUCAUUUAAAGCCGGAAUACGAACAUAUUUGA